AGGGCGUUGAAAAACAUAAACAUCACUCUGUCAAAUCGGCAUUUGCAAACUUAUCAUGAUCAAAGUUUAAUCAAAAUUCUCUCAUCGGUGUAAGAAAAGUGCAGGUUAUGGGCAGGAGGUGCUGAAUGAAGGGCGAUGGGAUUUUUGAUACCAACGCUACUAGCGUUUAUCCUUAGCUCCUGCGGAGUCUGCAUUUUCCACGAUGCAGGUAAGGCGGGUUGUGAGCCGCUCGUCUCGUCCCUCAUAUUUCUCUUCGGCGUCUUUCUGCUGUUAUGGGACCUCCGCCUGUUUCCAUCCAGUUUGCGCACCCUCGUGCAAAUGGCCGCCCUCAUCAUGCACUUUCUCCUGGCCACAUUCUGCAUGGAGCAUAUAAUGAACGACUUCUGGUUUCCUCUGGAAGCCAGCAUGAUCGCAUUCCUUCCAAAGGUGGCCGAUUACGAAGCGUGUGUCUUGAAACAGUUUGGCUGGAAAUCACCCGGAAUGCUUCGCUUCCUAAAGUCUGACAUCUCGCACGUGAUGGCUAGCUACGCAAUGUCUUUGUUUUUCCUGGUCACGAUGCUCCAUGCGACUCGUCUAAUUGAUUUGCGACUGCUCAGGUGUGGAAGAGAUGUAUUCAUCGAGGAUAUUAUGAGAAAGAUGCGGAGAUCUUGGCGCAAAUUUGUUAAGAAAUGGACUAAACGAGCGAUGAAGUUCCAGAACAGCGAAUGCAACAUCUGCGACGAAGCCGGGCCAUCCAGGAGCCGCAAAGGUUACCGUUAAUGUCACCAAUUCGGAGGUGCUUCCCAGGGGAACAACUUUUGAAUUUUUCGUUAAAUUUCUGUGAGAAAUUUUACUUCUAGUGUAUUACUGCUCCAAGGAAGAUGCUAAUAAACUUACGCUGCUAUAAAAUGA
Molecule: messenger RNA, 891 nt
Organism: Dalotia coriaria
Lineage: Eukaryota; Metazoa; Arthropoda; Insecta; Coleoptera; Staphylinidae
Exons: 3
Coding region: 136-759 (207 amino acids)
Source: RefSeq, a predicted model, not a curated record